AUGGCGAUCCCAAGCAAAGAAUACCACCCCGAGAGUCACAACGACAAUAAGGCUCAGUCCCAGUCUGAAUCAAGACUACCGGCAGAUGUCCGAGUCAAGCCCGAGAAGCGCACGGUCGCCCACCGACAUCCGUACCUGAGCGGAAAUUUCUACCCAGUCUUUGAAGAGACGGUGGGCGAGGAUGGGAUUGAGUGUGAGGUCGUUGGUGUCAUUCCAGAGUCCCUUCGAGGAUCUCAAUAUAUCCGUACGGGGCCUAAUUCGCUUCGGAUACCUGAUGAGACGGCAGCGCAUCAUUUUUUUGAUGGCGAAGGUAUGCUUCACGGCGUCUACUUUCCACCAAGUGCCGAAGGAGAAGACGAGACAGGUCACAUCCGCGCCCGGUACAUGAACCGCUAUGUCCGCAGCGACUCGUUCCAUAAGGCCAACAAACACGGCGAUGUCAUGCUCUCAGUCGGCCUGAUGAUGAACGGUGGCCGGGGUCUAAUCAAGAUCCUCAAGCAAGCCGCCGUUUCGAUCUUUCGCUCAGUGGUCUUCAGGGUCACCAACAUUGGGAAUGGAAACACUGCACUGGCGUUUAUCGGACACCGACUCUUGGCCCUUCAUGAGGCGGGUGUACCCAUUGAGACGGCCGUACCCUCCUUGGCGACAGUAGGCGAGUUUUACUUUGAGAAGGAGGGUCAGAAGCGUGGCAAGAAUCUUCUUCCCAACCAGGAAGCUUGUACCGCCCAUCCAAAGCACGACCCAAACACAGGCGAGACCGUCUUCUUUUCGUGGAGGCUACUGCCACCGUUUGCCUAUUAUUCUGUGAUUGCUGCCGACGGUUCAAGGGCGAUCUGGGAGGAACCUAUUCCGGGAUUCACUAGACCAACCAUGAUGCACGACUUUGCUAUUACCCCUACAUACUCCAUUAUCCUCAACCUGAACUACACGCUGGACCCCAUCAAGCACUAUAACAAGGUCAAGACCCUCAUCUCCUUCGACUCGACCAAACCUGCACGAUUCGGCAUCAUCCCUCGACAUUUUAACGGUAAACGGGACAAGGUCCGCUGGUUCGAGACACGGUCCUGUCACAUGUUUCAUACCGCAAACUCUUGGGACGAGAAAGACAAGGAUGGCAACGUCGUGGCCGUGUACAUGACUGCCUCUCGGUCCGAGAGAUUCGUGUCCUACAUCAAUAUGUGGGAGUCGAAGGGGGAGGAGCAACCCUUUGGUGGUGGCAAGAAACCUGAGGAAGCUAGGACGCAGUAUGUUGUCCCUGGCGAUGGAGAUUAUGCGAAUCAGGAUCCCGAUGGUACCUACUUGAGUCUGUUCAGGUUCGACCUCAAGACUAUGGAGACGCAGGUGACGACUCUGAGCACCAUCUCGUCUGAGUUCCCGAUGAUCAACUGGGAUUGGUUCAUGCGGCCCGAUUUGCGGUACAUCUAUGCUGCAAAGAUGGAUAUCGUCCCAGGUACAGGCAUGAAGAGCGGUGGUGUUUUGAAGGUCGAUAUCCGCGCCGUGAUGGACAAGCAGCAGCAGUUGUUGAAGGAUGGUGGGUUGAAGAACCUAGGAGGUGAUGGUCAAUGGGAGAUUGGAUCCCGGAACUUGCUGCAGGUGGAGAAGGAGAGUCACAGGAUGCACUUGUUUGAAGGAUCGUAUGGUGGUAACGAAGCCCUGUUUGUGCCCAAUCUUCCAAGACCCGACGGCAAGGCGCUGGAGGAGGAUGAGGGUCACUUGUUGGUGUAUGUCUAUGACGAGAGCCAGAUCGAGAACGGACUGGUGGCGAACCCUGACCGACAGGUGACGGAGCUGUGGAUCUUUGAUGCCAAGAAGAUUGGACAGGAGCAUGACCCUGUAGCCAAGGUCAAGAUCCCUCGACGCGUCCCCUACGGAUUCCAUGGUCUCCACGUUACGCGCAAGCAGAUCGAACUCAACCAACACCACCUCAACCGUCCAUCAGUCGUGUAA
Molecule: messenger RNA, 1947 nt
Organism: Linnemannia hyalina
Lineage: Eukaryota; Fungi; Mortierellomycota; Mortierellomycetes; Mortierellales; Mortierellaceae
Source: the annotation of a GenBank genome assembly